AUGUCCAAUCGUUCUUUGCUGGUGACCGAGUUCAUCUUUGCUGGGUUUUCUGAACGGCCACAAUUGCGUGUGCUCCUCUUCGUCCUGGUUUUCUCCAUGUAUGUCAUGUCCCUUGCUGGAAAUACUAUCAUCACCACCGUGAUCAGGCUCAACCCAGUCCUUCAUACACCCAUGUACUUUUUCUUGACUAACCUCUCCCUCCUAGAAAUAUGCUACACCACCUCCAUUGUUCCUAAGAUGCUAGCGAGCUUGAUGUCAGAGCAUGGCAAGAAGAUCCCUCUCUGGGGUUGUGCAACCCAGAUGUAUUUCUUCACCUUGUUUGGAAUCACAGAAUGCUGUCUCCUUGCUGCCAUGGCCUAUGACCGCUAUGUGGCUAUCUGCAACCCCUUGCGUUAUAGCGUCAUCAUGAACCCAGCGGUCUGCGUCCAGUUCUCAGUGGCCUCCUGGUCCGUAGGAUUGGUGGUGGGGCUGGGUCAGACCAACUAUGUCUUCAGCUUGACCUUCUGUGGCCCCAAUAGGAUCAACCACUUCUUCUGUGACAUCCCCCCACUCUUGAUGCUGGCUUGUGGCGACACCUCCAGAAACGUAAUUGCUGUAUAUAUGGUGGCUGUCCUUUUUAUCACCACGCCUUUCCUGCUGAUCCUGACCUCUUAUGUCUACAUUGUUAUCUCAGUUUUGAAGAUCCCAUCAGCUGAGGGCCGUCGGAAAGCUUUCUCCACCUGUUCCUCUCAUCUCAUUGUGGUCUCGCUCUUUUAUGGGUCAGGCAUCAUCACGUACCUUCGGCCCAAAUCCAGCUAUUCAGCGGAGAGUGACAAACUGUUGGCCCUGUUCUAUACAGUGGUGACAUCUAUGUUGAACCCCAUAAUCUACAGUUUGAGGAACAAAGAGGUUAAAGUGGCUUUGAGAAGAAUGAUGGAGCUGAAGAAG
Thamnophis elegans (Western terrestrial garter snake) is the source of this 927-nucleotide messenger RNA. Its product is annotated as olfactory receptor 10AG1-like. Gene Ontology annotation, biological process: G protein-coupled receptor signaling pathway. The record is from RefSeq and is a predicted model, not a curated record. The transcript is spliced from 2 exons. The annotation marks the transcript as partial. Gene Ontology annotation, molecular function: olfactory receptor activity; G protein-coupled receptor activity. NCBI's taxonomy places the organism in Eukaryota, Metazoa, Chordata, Lepidosauria, Squamata, Natricidae. Gene Ontology annotation, cellular component: membrane.